AUGCCCGACCCAAACGACAGCGAAGCGCACCGCCGUCGCCGCUUCAGCAUGAGCGACGCCCUCCUGCUCAACCCCUUCCACAGCACUCAUCUAAGUCGACGACGCGCACGCUCAUCCAUCCGCUCCGACACCUCAGACCAAACUACCCCAGAGCAAGAACCAACCGAAGCAAGACCACGCUCGAGCUCGCGGUCCCGGUCUCUGCUUCGUCUCCCACUAACCAUCCUCCGUGAGCUGAGCAAUACCAGAAAACGACCCGACCUCCUCCCAAACGACCAAGCCACGCCCACAAACCCCAUCCUCGAGUUCCGCGGCGGCGACACCUGGGAUCUCCUCGCGAGGGAUAGGAAGAGUCUAGGACUGGACUUAUUCUGGCCCAUCGAUUUCUCAGCUAUAGACUCUGUCCAAACGCAUAAUAUCACAAAAGCAACCCCAUCCAAAACAGAAGCCACAGAGCAAAAACCCAAAGAAAACCCCAACAAUGACACUGACGAAAAAGAACAAGAAACCGAAACCUUCCCCCUAUCAUCCCUAACCCCCCUCCUCCACUUCCGACACCUGCGCACACUAAAACUAACCGGCAUGAUGAGUUCCUACCAGAAAUACAUCUGGCAAGCAGCAUGGCUGAACCCGCACCUGGAAGAACUGGAACUCGGCAUGGCUCUCGCACCAAGUCUACGCCGAAACUAUGUGACGAAAUGGCCCUGUAUUCGUGGUGGAUGGACACUUACGAAGGAGAGGUUUAGGGAGCCGGUUUACUAG
Aspergillus oryzae RIB40 is the source of this 762-nucleotide messenger RNA. RefSeq lists its product as uncharacterized. The coding region runs from base 1 to 762 and encodes 253 amino acids. Lineage: Eukaryota; Fungi; Ascomycota; Eurotiomycetes; Eurotiales; Aspergillaceae. The record is from RefSeq and is a predicted model, not a curated record. The transcript has a single exon.